AUGCAACAGCCCGAAGAGGGCGUGACCGCCGUGGAGAAGGUGGUGGAGGAGCCUCAGCUUAAUGAGAAGCCUGUUUCGAGCUCAGCUUCAACCCUGGCCAAAGAAAAGGAGACCACAGCUUCGGUAUUGAACGAUGACGAUGCGCUUUAUGCCCACCUACCGGCACAUGAGAAGGAUAUCUUGAAGCGACAGUUGGAUGCGCCUCCAGUCAAGAUCACCUUUUUCGGUCUCUAUCGAUAUGCCUCUCACAUGGAUAUUCUCAUUAUUGUGGUUAGCGCGCUUUGUGCUAUUGCCGCCGGUGCUGCCCUGCCUCUAUUCACAAUUCUAUUCGGAUCUUUGGCAAACGACUUCACCAAGAUCAUUUACAACGCCAUUCCCUAUGAUGAAUUCUACCACGCGCUAACUCACAACGUCUUGUACUUUGUCUACCUAGGCAUUGGCGAGUUCGUCACCGUCUACAUCAGUACCAUCGGAUUCAUCUACACUGGUGAACAUGUCACCCAAAAGAUUCGAGAGAACUACCUCGAAGCUAUCCUGCGCCAGAACAUCGCCUACUUUGACAAGUUGGGUGCCGGUGAGGUCACCACCCGCAUUACCGCUGACACCAACCUCAUCCAAGAUGGCGUCUCCGAAAAGGUCGGACUAACCCUCACUGCCAUUGCCACUUUUGUUACUGCCUUUAUCGUCGCCUAUAUCAAGUAUGCUCCACUGGCGGGUAUCUGUACGUCGACAAUCGUCGCCCUUGUGGUGAUCAUGGGCGGUGGAUCCACCUUCAUUGUCAAGUUCAGUAAGCUUUCCCUGGAGAGCUACGGCGCCGGUGGCACGGUGGCGGAAGAGGUCAUCAGUUCAAUUCGUAAUGCGACUGCGUUCGGUACCCAGGACAAGCUGGCCAAGCAGUACGAGGUGCACUUGGCGCACGCAGAGCGCUGGGGCAUGCGUCUGCAGAUGGCUCUUGGUGUAAUGGUUGGCGGUAUGUUUGGGAUCAUGUUUUUGAACUACGGUCUUGGAUUCUGGAUGGGUUCGCGAUUCCUGGUUCAGGGCAAGCUCGAUGUCGGACACGUUUUGACUAUUCUGAUGGCUAUUCUUAUCGGUUCGUUCAGCUUGGGUAACGUCAGCCCGAACGGCCAGGCUUUUACCAAUGCUGUGGCUGCUGCUGCUAAAAUCUUUGCGACUAUCGAUCGCAAGUCCCCGCUGGAUCCUACUUCCGAUGAAGGCAUUAUCCUUGACCACGUGGAGGGUCACAUCGAGUUCCGUGAUGUGAAGCACAUUUAUCCUUCUCGUCCUGAGGUUACCAUCAUGGAGAGUGUCUCGCUUACUAUGCCUGCUGGAAAGACCACCGCCUUGGUUGGUCCCUCGGGCUCUGGAAAGAGUACCGUCGUUGGUCUCGUCGAGCGCUUCUAUCUCCCCGUUGGUGGCCAGGUCUUCUUGGAUGGGCACGAUAUCCAGACUCUCAACCUGCGCUGGUUGCGCCAGCAGAUCUCGCUGGUCAGCCAGGAGCCUAUUCUCUUCGGUACCACUAUCUACCAGAAUAUCCGCCACGGCCUGAUCGGAACCCGUUUCGAGCACGAAUCUGAGGAGAAGAUCAAGGAAUUGGUCGAGAAUGCUGCCAAGAUGGCCAACGCCCACGAGUUCAUCAAUAUCCUUCCGGAAGGCUAUGAGACCAACGUGGGUCAGCGUGGAUUCUUGCUGUCUGGUGGCCAGAAGCAACGUAUUGCUAUUGCCCGUGCUAUUGUUUCCGACCCUAAGAUUCUCCUCCUCGAUGAAGCCACUUCUGCACUCGAUACCAAGUCUGAAGGUGUGGUCCAGGCAGCGCUUGACCGUGCUGCUGAGGGCCGUACUACCAUUGUUAUUGCCCACCGUCUGUCUACUAUCAAGACCGCCCACAAUAUUGUUGUCUUUGUCAACGGAUCUAUCGUCGAGCAGGGUACUCACGAUGACCUGACUGAACAUGACGGUCCUUACUACAAGCUCGUCGAAGCCCAGCGCAUCAACGAAGAAAAGGAUGCUGAUGCCCUAGACGAGUCUGAGGACGAGGACAGCGCUGAAAACAUGGACAAGGCUCACAUCGCUCGCGUCCAGUCUGUUGCUAGCGGUUCUUCGGCAAUGCUCAAGGAGGAGGCUGAGGCUUUUGAAGCUGAUUUGCGUCGCCUUGAUUCUCGCAAGUCCGUGUCCAGCGUCGUCCUGUCUAAGCGCCCUGCUGAAGGAGGCAACCACAAGUACUCGCUCUGGACUCUGAUCAAGUUUAUUGCUGGCUUCAACAAGGAGGAGUGGAAGUACAUGAUUAUCGGUCUGUGCUUCUCCAUCCUCGCUGGUGGUGGUCAGCCCACUCAGGCUUUCUUGUACGCCAAGGCCAUCAGCGCCCUGUCUUAUCCCAAGUCUGAGUAUGCCAAGUUGCGCUCCGAGGCCAACUUCUGGUCCCUGAUGUUUUUGGUCGUUGGGAUCGUUCAGUUCAUCACUUUCUCAAUUCACGGCAUUGCCUUUGCUUUCAGCUCUGAGCGAUUGAUUCGCAAGGCUCGCAGCCAGGCUUUCCGCACUAUGCUCCGUCAGGAUAUCAACUUCUUUGAUCGCGAGGAGAACAGCACUGGUGCUUUGACUUCUUUCUUGUCCACCGAGACCAAGCACUUGUCUGGUAUCAGUGGUCAAACCCUCGGAACAAUUCUGAUGACAUCUACCACUCUUAUCGCUGCUAUUGUGAUUUCGCUGUCCUUUGGUUGGAAGCUUGCUCUUGUCUGUAUCUCGGUCGUUCCUAUUCUCCUAGGAUGUGGUUUCUACCGCUUCUACAUGCUCGCUGCCUUCCAGUCUCGGUCCAAGGCCGCCUAUGAAGGAUCUGCCAGCUAUGCUUGCGAGGCCACUUCCGCUAUCCGGACCGUCGCUUCCCUUACCCGCGAAAAUGACGUGUGGUCGGUUUACCAUGGCCAGCUCGACUUGCAGGGCCGUGCCAGUUUGAUCUCUGUCAUUAAAUCCUCGUCCUUGUACGCUGCAUCCCAGGCCCUGGUCUUCUUCUGUGUUGCCCUCGGCUUCUGGUACGGAGGAACCUUGCUCGGCAAGCACGAGUAUGGCAUGUUCACAUUCUUCGUCUGUUUCAGUGAGAUCCUGUUCGGUGCUCAAUCCGCCGGAACAGUGUUCUCCUUCAGUCCAGACAUGGGCAAGGCCAAGAACGCCGCUGCCGAGUUCUUGAAGUUGUUCGAACGUCGCCCGACCAUCGAUACUUGGUCUGAGGAAGGCGAGAACCUGGAGCACUGCGAGGGAACAAUUGAGUUCAAGGAUGUUCACUUCCGCUACCCUACCCGUCCCGAGCAGCCUGUGCUCCGUGGCCUCAACCUCAGCGUCAAGCCCGGUCAAUACAUCGCCCUGGUCGGACCCAGUGGAUGCGGCAAAUCCACCACCAUCGCCCUUCUCGAGCGUUUCUACGAUGCCCUUUCUGGUGGCGUCUACGUCGAUGGCAAGAACAUCGCCGAUCUCAACGUCAACUCCUACCGCAGCCACCUCGCUCUGGUCAGCCAAGAGCCCACUCUCUACCAAGGUACCAUCAAGGAGAAUAUUCUCCUCGGUCGCCCCAACGAGGACCCCUCCGACGAGGAACUCGUCAAAGCCUGCAAGGAUGCCAACAUUUACGACUUCAUCAUGUCCCUCCCUGAGGGAUUCGAAACAGUCGUCGGCUCCAAGGGUGGCAUGUUAUCUGGUGGCCAGAAGCAGCGCGUAGCCAUCGCCCGCGCCCUUCUUCGCAACCCUAAGAUUCUCCUCCUCGACGAGGCCACUUCCGCGUUGGACUCCGAGUCCGAGAAGGUCGUCCAGGCUGCUCUCGAUGCUGCUGCUCGUGGCCGUACCACCAUCGCUGUAGCUCACCGUCUCAGCACGAUUCAAAAGGCUGAUAUAAUCUAUGUCUUUGAUCAGGGCAAGAUUGUUGAGAGUGGAACUCACACUGAGCUGCUCCGUAAUAAGGGUCGUUACUAUGAAUUGGUUAACCUCCAAUCUCUGGGCAAGACUCAUUAA
Molecule: messenger RNA, 3993 nt
Organism: Penicillium antarcticum
Lineage: Eukaryota; Fungi; Ascomycota; Eurotiomycetes; Eurotiales; Aspergillaceae
Gene: mdr1
Product: ABC multidrug transporter Mdr1
Exons: 3
Coding region: 1-3993 (1330 amino acids)
Biological process (GO): transmembrane transport
Cellular component (GO): membrane
Molecular function (GO): ATP binding; ABC-type transporter activity; ATP hydrolysis activity
Source: RefSeq, a predicted model, not a curated record